Molecule: messenger RNA, 579 nt
Organism: Morchella importuna
Lineage: Eukaryota; Fungi; Ascomycota; Pezizomycetes; Pezizales; Morchellaceae
Exons: 5
Coding region: 1-579 (192 amino acids)
Source: RefSeq, a predicted model, not a curated record
AUGCUCGACCAGUGCCCUCACUGGCCAUAUGCAUUGCGAUCCACAGCUACGUACUACCCGAGCACACACAUGCACCCAGAGCCCAAAAAGGCAAAGCUACCACCAACGUACUCUACUCUUCUCACCCAUGGCAUUGGCCCACCGGCGACGAACACUCAAGUUCAGCUACUCAGCACCAACACCAUGUUCAAACGCUCCCCACCCCUCACCCUCCGCGCCCACCGUGCCACCUCCGUCGUCCUGACCCCGGGCGAACUGGUCGAGAUCCGAGCCGCCCAGCGCACCUUCGAGGGCGCAUACAUGCGCACGGCGCUGUCGCAGUUCAGCUUCGCGCUGGUGAUCCUGAAGAUCUUCACGCAGGAGUUCUACAGCAUUGGCGCGCUCUUUGCGGUGUUUGGCGCCUUCAUCUUGGGCGCGAGCAUGCUGAGGAGGAGGAGCGGGAAUAAGCAGUUCUUUAGAGACGGCGAGGGCGAGGCGGGGAAGAGGUUUAGGACUAGUGGGAAUGUUGUGGCGUUGGUGACGGCGAUUAGUGUCGCGGCGUACUCGACGCUGCUGGUGCUGGUUUUGAGGUUAAGUUGA